CGUAGCAGUGCCGCGUAGACUCCACAGGGAGCGCUACGUCUAUGCGCUACGAACCGCGGAUUUCGAAAUACAUAAUAUUGUACGUGUUUUGUGAACUGUGUUUAUUAAAUUUAUAUGGAUAUUUAAUUCGUGUUUUGUGCGAGACUGUACUGUAGGGGGCGUAUGAAACUAUUGUAUAAGGUCAACAAUGACACUAUGACCUAACCAUGACGUGUCCAUUCCGUCGCGCCUCAUCCCAGCUCCAAUUCGCGAAUGGCGGUGCUCGGAAGCCCGAGUUCAGGUCGCGGCAGUCCUCCGUCCAUCUGCCCACGGAGGAGGAAGAUGGGGAAAAGAAUACCCUCACUUUGAAGCACUUGAGUGAAGCUCUGAAGCUGCUGACUGCUCCUACUAACGAAUGUCUCCACGCCGCGGUGACGUCACUCACAAAGAACCAAGCUGAACACUAUGACAAAUAUAAUUGCUUACGAAGAUUACCAGAUGACGUUCGGACGUGUAGAAAUUAUGCAUAUUUACAAGAAAUAUACGACGCGGUACGAGCAACUGAUAGUGUAUGCACUAAGGACUUCAUGGCGAAAUUAGGGGAAUAUUUAAUUUUAACAGCUUUUUCACACAACUGUCGUUUGGAAAAAGCGUUCAAAUGUUUAGGCACUAACUUGACUGAAUUCCUAACUACACUGGACAGUGUGCAUGAUGUGUUGCAUGAUCAGGACGACGUGUUCAAAGAUGAGAGCACAGACACAGAGGCGGCAUUCGUCUGCACAUCCCACGCGGGCAAGGUCCACCUGCACCUCACGACUGAAAGCGAACCCGUAGCAUACAUGCUAGUUGGCAGUUUGCGAGCGAUAGCAAGACGCUUGUACGACACGCACGCGGAUAUAAGACUGACGAGCUAUACUAAUGAUCCUAGGAGGUUUAGAUACGAAAUAAAUGCUGUACCACUACAUCAGAAGUCGAAAGAAGAGAACUGCGAAGUACAGAGUGAAGCAGUAUCCAUAGCCACAUCCACUAAUGCAAGUGAUCUUAAGAUCGGUGUUGCGUCGUUCUGCAAGGCGUUUCCAUGGCAUUUUGUGACUGAUAGACGUCUGGAGUUAGUUCAAUUAGGAGCAGGCUUCAUGCGCCUCUUCGGUUCGCACCUAUCUUCACACGGCUCGGCUCUGAGCACGUACUUCAGGAUGCUGCGUCCGCGCAGCGUGCCCCUGGACUUCCGUGAAAUCCUCAAGCGUGUGAACACACCCUUUAUGUUCUGUCUGAAAGUGCCUGGCUCUGCGUCACUGGCUGAGGGUCUCGAGAUUAAAGGCCAGAUGGUGUUCUGCCCGGAGUCAGAUUCCUUACUGUUUGUGGGGUCCCCCUUCCUCGAUGGACUAGAGGGGCUCACCGGGCGAGGUCUCUUCAUAUCUGAUAUUCCACUGCAUGAUGCAACAAGAGAUGUGAUUUUAGUCAGCGAACAGACUAGAGCACAGGAUGGGCUUCGGAAACGAAUGGACAAACUCAAAAACUCGAUAGUGGAGCUCAGCAAAUCCGUAGCUAAGGAGAGAGAGAAGAACGUCAGUCUGCUGCAUUUGAUAUUUCCACCACAUAUUGCUAAGCGACUAUGGCUGGGUGAGGAGAUAGAAGCAAAAAGCCAUGAUGACGUCACAAUGUUAUUCAGUGAUAUCGUGGGUUUCACGUCAAUCUGCGCCACCGCCACUCCCAUGAUGGUCAUCGCCAUGUUGGAAGACUUGUACAGCGUCUUUGAUAUAUUCUGUGAAGAACUGGAUGUUUAUAAGGUGGAAACGAUAGGCGACGCAUAUUGCGUUGCUAGCGGACUACACCGAAAGAUCGAAACUCAUGCGCCGCAAAUAGCGUGGAUGGCGCUGCGAAUGGUGGAAACUUGCGCUCAGCACUUUACGCAUGAGGGGAAUCCCAUCAAGAUGCGUAUAGGUCUGCAUACUGGGACAGUUUUAGCUGGUGUCGUCGGAAAAACAAUGCUAAAAUACUGUCUCUUCGGCCACAACGUGACUCUUGCAAACAAGUUCGAGUCAGGCUCUGAACCUUUGAAGAUAAACGUCAGCCCUACUACUUAUGAGUGGCUAAUAAAGUUCCCGGGAUUCGAGAUGGAGCCCCGCGACAAAUCGUGCCUUCCCAACUCGUUCCCGAAGGACAUCCCGGGAACGUGCCACUUCCUGCACAAGUAUGUACACCCAGGGACUGAUGCUGGAGCGUCACAGGUAAAGCAUAUACAGGAUGCUCUCAAAGACUUCGGCAUAGGCCAAACAAAACCAGCCGACGUGGACACGGAUGAACCAACAUAGUCGUUUAAUAAAAAUCCCUAAACUUUUAUUAAUAUCUCAAACAUUCCAGAAUUGUUAAAGUAUUUUUAUUGCGAAUUGUAAAUAGCCACUUAUCCUAAUUAUUUGUUAGAUUUAAAAAGUUUCGAACCUUUUAAAUAUUCUAUUGUUUAUGAGGCUUUUAUUAUUUGUGGUGCUUCAAUUUAGGUUUAAAGGCGCUAUGUAGUGAUGUGUUUGAAAUUAUCUGUAAAUUAUUGUAUUAACUUACCUACAAGAACUAUAUUUUUCUGAAUUAAAAGUAAUAAUAGCAUUUUUGCGCUUUAAACAAAUACAGCAUUUUUGAAAACACACAUAAGGACACUAUUUUAGUUUUAAAGAUGGCUUCCCAACAAAAUUAUGUUCUGUUUUUUAAACAUGCUGUAUAAAGUCAAUCUACAUUACUUUUAGCGCCUUUAAACUAAAUAUUGUUUAAAAUAAUUGUUAAGGUAUCUACGUAUUGCAAUAUAGUGUAAUAAAUUGCGAAUAAAUAUAAGUAAAUUUAUCGUAGUUUCAAAUGAAUUAACUGAAGUACUUUGAAAAGUUUGUUGAGAAUUUAUUCAACUUUGUGUUGCGUGAAAUAAUUUCAAUUUUGAAAUUAGUUUGGUACAAUCCAUCUACAAAACUGAUUUGUGUUCUCUCUUUGCUUUUGAUUUCAGCUAAAUGCUAAUCUAAAGUUAGAGAAUUAUAAAAAUGUUUAUCGUUUUAAAGUAGUUUUCUUUUCUAAAAUUAUUUAAAUGUAUGAUAUGGCAGUUAAAUGUAGGGAGAGACGCAAACACUGUAAAUUUAUUUUGACUAUAAUUACGACUAAUUUAUACCACCAAAUAUACUGAUUAAUAUUAUUUGCAGUAUAAAUAGAUUAAGGGCUGAUUUUUCAAUCCUUGGUUAAAACUUAUUCAUCGAAUAACGUAUUA
Messenger RNA from Colias croceus (clouded yellow), 3217 nucleotides. It is a transcript of the gene Gycalpha99B, whose product is annotated as head-specific guanylate cyclase. The transcript has 15 exons. Lineage: Eukaryota; Metazoa; Arthropoda; Insecta; Lepidoptera; Pieridae. Gene Ontology annotation, molecular function: heme binding; guanylate cyclase activity. Bases 207 to 2291 code for a protein of 694 amino acids. Gene Ontology annotation, biological process: response to oxygen levels; cGMP biosynthetic process. The record is from RefSeq and is a predicted model, not a curated record. Gene Ontology annotation, cellular component: guanylate cyclase complex, soluble.